Dissoconium aciculare CBS 342.82 is the source of this 776-nucleotide messenger RNA. RefSeq lists its product as uncharacterized. The record is from RefSeq and is a predicted model, not a curated record. The coding region runs from base 108 to 656 and encodes 182 amino acids. NCBI's taxonomy places the organism in Eukaryota, Fungi, Ascomycota, Dothideomycetes, Mycosphaerellales, Dissoconiaceae. The transcript has a single exon.
AGAGAGCGCCGCUGCGCUGAGGUCCUGCAUGAUCGCGCGUAAUACUUGGAAGCAGAAGCUCGCUCCGGAGUGGUGUUUCUGCGAUGUGUAUCUCGGGAUGAGUCACGAUGAUCAUGAUGAUAAUGAUGAUCAUGGACGGAGACCGAUUCCAUGCUUUCCUUCUUGCCCGCUAUGGCCCCGAUCCACGUACUACACUCUUACGUGCUAGGUCCACGGACACACGUCGUUCAUGCCCGAUCGGGCGGGAUGAGAACGCUCUCGCUCCGUCUGAGGAUUAUUUUUGCUCGCGACGGUGCUAUGCGUGUUUUUUUUGGCCGUUCUCGAACCUUGAUGUCAUGAUCGUCGCGCUGGCUGUAGAUGAUCUCUGCUCUGCUCCGCUCCGCUCCGGAUCGACGAUCACGCGGCAUCUGCGGACUUUGCGAGGUUGUCUCCGAGCCUCGCUGCUCAUCCUUUCGUGGGAUGGUCUGUUGUCGAUCCACGCGGGAGAGCGUCUGCCAUCCUCCGUCAAGCUUUUUUACCGCCGGAGAGGAAGGAAGCGUAUUGCUCGGCGAAGCGUAAUCGAGGCAUCGCACCGCUGCUCUCGGGUUGCGUUGAUGUGCAAUCGUCGAUUGGUAAUAGCAGACGACGUCAGAGUCGAAACUCUCCAACGAGCUUAACAAUGAAAGACAUGUCCCUACUUACACACAGAAACAUAAGAGAUCUAGAUCAUCCCGCAUCCCAAUAAGCAUCAUCAAGCCGAAUUCACGCCUAACAUCGCACAACGAACACCAUCUUAC